GCACCAACCACACAUCUCCACCUGUUGCUAAGUGACUGAUUAAUAGAAAAGGCUAAAGAAUGGACAUUUAAAUUCCCAUACAAAAAUGUUUUUUAAAGAGAAUUAGUUGAAUGGGAUGUACAGAUAACGACAAAAAAAAAAAAACCCUAAAGGUUUCUAUAAUUGUACUCUUGGAUUGUGAAAUCUUCAAUCCAGCCACCACAAAGGUCUUCUACAGAUUUCAAAAUCUCUUUGCACAUCUGUGCUUUAGUGCAUUUUACCAAGCGGUCUGAAUAUCCAUUUAUAGAAAAGAAGAACUUCUUAAUUUUCUUGUUUUUUUACUGAGACAUUUGCUCACUAGAAUUCUGCAAGCUUGUCUUGCACAUUUUCACACAGGAAGAGGUGUUAUAUGACCUGCUUUCUUAUGCGCUAAAGCGAUUUAUACACUUAAGCUGUAUAAGGCAUAAGUUGCAUCCACGAGACAUUGGUGGAUUCGAUUCACCGUUAAAAAUAAACAUUGAGAAAACACAGACAGAGUGGAAUGGAAUAAGCUAUUUUAAAAGGACAUAACCACUACUAGUUUUCAGGAGAAAAACAAGGCCACUGCAAGAUGAACACUUCUACCUUUGAUCCAGACCCAGACCUAGAGUUGAUGACAACAACGUUUGACUAUGACUAUUCCUCACCGUGCAAAAAUGAAGAUGCCCAAAAGUUUGGUUCUCAGUUUCUGCCACCACUUUAUUCUUUGGUGUUGCUUUUUGGCCUUGUGGGCAAUGCAUUAGUUGUUCUGAUCCUGAUAAAAUACAAGAGACUGAAAAACAUGACUGAUAUCUACCUCCUACAUUUGGCCACCUCAGAUUUGCUUUUUGUAUUUUCUCUACCAUUCUGGGCAUACCAGGCAGCACAUAAUUGGAUUUUUGGAGAUGCAAUGUGUAAAAUUCUUUCAGGGAUCUAUUGCUUGGGCUUUUAUAGUGGAAUCUUUUUUAUAAUACUUUUGACAAUAGAUAGAUACCUAGCAAUUGUCCAUGCAGUAUUUGCUUUGAAAGCCAGGACUGUUGUCUAUGGCAGCCUCACAAGCUUUGUGGUUUGGUUUGUUGCUGGAUUGGCCUCUCUCCCAAUGGUAAUAUAUUAUGGUGCUCAAGAUUUGACCUGCAGUCUUCAUUUUUCACAUCAUUCUCAGAGCCACUGGAAUCAAUUCUUAACUUUAAAGAGGAUCUUCCUGGGACUUGUUGUUCCCUUGAUCAUUAUGAUCUUCUGCUACACUGAAAUUAUAAGGACACUACUGAGAUGUAGGAAUGAGAAAAAACACAAGGCAGUCAAGCUUAUUUUUCUCAUAAUGAUUGUUUAUUUUCUCUUCUGGACACCAUACAGCAUUGUUCUUCUUCUACACAUUUUUCCAAAGGCAGUUUCUCUUAAUAACUGUUACAGCAGCAAUCAGGUUUUGGUUGCAAUCCAAGUAACAGAAUCUAUUGCAAUGAUCCACUGUUGUAUUAACCCCUUGAUCUAUGCCUUUGCUGGAGAGAAAUUUAGGAAAUACCUUAAUAGCUUUUUCAGAAAGCACAUUUCAAUUAAGUGCUCUAAGUAUUGUCCAGCUCUCUAUACUGAUAGAUGUGAACGGGCCAGUUCCACAAACACCCAGUCUACUGGGGAGCAGGAAUUCUCUGCUGUUCUGUAAAAUGUGUCUAAGACAUAGUUAUAUUGACGUGUAUGGAAACAGCUGGAAAAGGAAAAAAGCUGUUUGAAUACUGGCUUAAAGGAGGCAAUAAUUUGUGUGUUGACAAUAUAGAAAACAUGCACAUACCAUCAUCAGUGGCAAUCCCUUACAGUCAAGGAUGACUGUCUUCCAUGAUGGCCUUAUCUGUGGGUUGAAAGAUGGCUGAUGAGGCCAAUUCAGGAUUGACAAGCUCUGUUACAGGUAGGGCACAUGUUUCCAUGUAGGGUGGGUGGUUCUGGAUUCUUGAUUCUGUCUGCAGCACACUGUUUCUGCUGUUCCUGCUUAUCUGUCUCCUGCUGUCACUGUAAGAUUUCAAAGUAAGAUGCAUGUACUAAUACCCACACACAAUCUGCAUUUGCUUAUACUGAUGGCUAUUUGUAUAUUGAAAAAGUAGAUGUACAUACCAAGUUACUUAUGUAAAUAAAGACUUUUGCUGACUUUUGCUGUGAUAAUAGACAUGCGCUCGCUUUUUGGUAAAUGCCAUGUGUAUGCAGUCCUUAGAAAAAAUUAGUCUUACACUCUGAGGGUGCUUACAGAAGUUACAGAAAGGCACCUCAAUGUCGCUGAAACUUUGUGCUUUACACAAAGCGCUUUCAGUUACAGUAUCAUCUAAACUAAUAGAUGUUCAGCAUUUGGUGGUGGGGGCAUUACAAUUUUUGUACUACAAAAAAAUUCCAUUUGGGAGAUGGUGGCUUUUGCACUUCCUCUGACCCAGCUGCAUUUGGCCAUCAGCAGAGACAGGAUUUUGGAUUAGAUGAACCACUGUCCUGGGGCACCAACCUGCCCUGGCUUACAGACAGAUCCCCACUUCCCCUCACCCCCUGUCAAAACUUAAAUGGCAUUUUUCAAACAACAGAUUAAUGAACUCCCAUUUUCACCAAGGCACCCAGUCUUGCAGUGGACCCAAAUGUCCCUAUAUCACUAAUGGACCUAAUAACAAGGA
Gavialis gangeticus (Gharial) is the source of this 2636-nucleotide messenger RNA. RefSeq names its product C-C chemokine receptor type 5-like. Bases 590 to 1654 code for a protein of 354 amino acids. Gene Ontology annotation, molecular function: chemokine receptor activity. Gene Ontology annotation, cellular component: membrane; cytoplasm. The record is from RefSeq and is a predicted model, not a curated record. Gene Ontology annotation, biological process: inflammatory response; chemotaxis; immune response. Lineage: Eukaryota; Metazoa; Chordata; Crocodylia; Gavialidae. The transcript is spliced from 3 exons.